Bufo bufo (common toad) is the source of this 1786-nucleotide messenger RNA. It is a transcript of the gene OAT, whose product is annotated as ornithine aminotransferase. Bases 127 to 1446 code for a protein of 439 amino acids. The record is from RefSeq and is a predicted model, not a curated record. Gene Ontology annotation, cellular component: cytoplasm. Gene Ontology annotation, molecular function: L-ornithine transaminase activity; pyridoxal phosphate binding; identical protein binding. Lineage: Eukaryota; Metazoa; Chordata; Amphibia; Anura; Bufonidae. The transcript is spliced from 10 exons.
GGAGGAGAAGCCGUCCAGGUGUCUUCUCUGCCCGGCUCGUGGCCUCCUGAGGUGGUGAUGGUCGGAGGAGGAUGUGGCGGCGGUGACUGAUGCCCUGACUUCUUCUAGCUUCUUGGACCUUCCACAAUGUUUUCCAAGCUCGUCCAGAGGCGCACCGUGGGUGCAGUGUACAACAACCUAAGGGCCUCCUUGAGCUCCGCAGGACCGGCCGCUACAGAGAGCAGCGUGGAGGAAGCGCUAACCUCAGAGUAUGUGUAUGAGAGAGAAUCCAAAUAUGGAGCACACAACUACCACCCUCUCCCCGUGGCCCUUGAAAGGGGAAAAGGCGUGUAUGUGUGGGAUGUGGAAGGCCGAAGAUACUUUGACUUCUUGAGUGCCUACAGUGCAGUGAACCAGGGACACUGUCACCCCAAGAUCCUCAGCGCUCUGAAGUCUCAGGCCGAGAAGCUGACGCUCACCUCCAGAGCUUUCUACAAUGACAUCCUGGGAGAAUACGAGGAGUACAUCACCAAGCUGUUCAACUACAACAAAGUGCUGCCCAUGAACACUGGUGUUGAAGGUGGGGAAACUGCUUGCAAGUUGGCUAGAAAAUGGGCUUACACCGUGAAAGGAGUCCCCAAAUACAAGGCUCAGAUUAUUUUUGCAGCUGGUAACUUCUGGGGACGGACAUUGUCUGCUAUAUCCAGCUCCACGGAUCCUUCCAGCUAUGAAGGUUUUGGACCAUUUAUGCCCGGAUUUAAAAUAAUUCCUUACAAUGACCUACCUGCUCUAGAGAGAGCGCUUCAGGACCCCAACGUGGCAGCAUUCAUGGUGGAACCAAUUCAGGGCGAGGCGGGUGUUAUUGUUCCCGAUGAAGGCUACCUGACAGGCGUGAGGCAGCUGUGCUCGGCACACAAUGUUCUGUUCAUUGCUGAUGAAGUGCAGACUGGUUUGGCCAGAACUGGGAAGAUGCUUGCCGUGGACCAUGAGAACGUCCGCCCAGAUAUCGUAGUGCUGGGAAAAGCCCUUUCAGGAGGAGUUUAUCCUGUCUCUGCUGUACUUUGCGACGAUGAAGUGAUGCUCACGAUUAAGCCUGGAGAACAUGGCUCAACAUAUGGAGGCAAUCCUCUGGCAUGCCGGGUAGCCAUGGCGUCUCUAGAGGUCAUUGAAGAGGAGAAAUUGGCAGAGAAUGCCAGGAGGAUGGGUGAGCUGUUGAGAGCAGAGCUCAUGAAGGCCCCCUCGGACAUAGUCGCUAAUGUGAGAGGAAAGGGAUUGCUGAAUGCCAUAGUUAUAAAGCAAACCAAAGACUGUGACGCCUGGAAGGUGUGCCUCAGACUGCGUGAUAACGGACUUCUGGCCAAGCCCACUCAUGGAGACAUCAUCAGACUGGCACCACCGCUAACCAUCAAGGAAGAUGAGAUCCGGGAAUGCAUUGAGAUCAUCCACAAGACCCUCCUCUCAUUCUGAGCCAUCUUUGUGAAGUCGUAUAUUGCUUUAUACUGCUUUUCAUGUGGUAACUCAACUGGAUACUCUAAGCAUUUAGAGUGUUACUGAAGUUGGUCCAAUGGACAGUUUGACGUCUACUACGCUGGUAGUGAUCCUAUAUAGUCAUUGGUAAAGGCUGGAGGGUCUCUGUUAUGGGUAACGGACCAGUUUGCCAGAGUGAGCUCAUACAGCCCUCUGUACAUCUCCCUGUGCUUGUAUUUAGUGUUUCUGUAUGUAUUGUAGUAUUUAUAGUAAUAAAAGUAGUUAUUUAAAUUUUCUAGAUGUUGCUUCUUGUACCAUAUGAAUAAAAUAUAUAGCUUCU